Messenger RNA from Paramormyrops kingsleyae, 2865 nucleotides. RefSeq lists its product as uncharacterized. NCBI's taxonomy places the organism in Eukaryota, Metazoa, Chordata, Actinopteri, Osteoglossiformes, Mormyridae. The record is from RefSeq and is a predicted model, not a curated record. Gene Ontology annotation, biological process: cell-matrix adhesion; inflammatory response.
UUGAUGCACCUUCCGGGCCAGAUCUCUACCGACACGUGUGUGGGCUGGAUGCUGAAGCUGGUGGUUUUUCACUGCCUGAGAAACAGCUAUUUCCUGUGCAGACAGCGGUGGAGUAGCAGCGCUGUGGCCUCACUGCUGUGCGCAGUCAGACUUCUGCUUCCUCACCCGUGUCCCCAGAGCAUGGCUGUCUGCACCACGCUGGUGGCCAUUGGCCUCGUAGUCUGUACUGCUUUCUCUAAAGGCAUAUCUACACAGGUCUCUCCAUUAUUUGUCUUUCUCACUCUUGUAGCAGGACUUCACACCAUCCAGGUGGACUACAGAGAGGAAGUGAAUGCUAUGGUUGGGGAGAAUGUUAGCCUGCCGUGUGAGAUAGUUAACUCUUCUGGAACUAUGGUGACCAUGCUUGAGUGGAAGAAGCAAGAAGUGGGGCAGCAGGCCGAGAGCCGGCUUCUGGUCCACGCCCCUACUGCCCAGACUCACAUGCACAGAGCCAACAUCUCAGUCAAGCUAAAGAAACGCCAGGAGAAACUGACGGGAUCGAUCCUGCAGCUCUAUAACGUGAGCGUGUGGGACAGUGGCAACUACAUAUGCACUCUCAGCACCUUCCCUAAUGGAGCUAUCAGAAGCGUGACACACCUGCUGGUCAAAGAUCAUGUCCAUCCACUGGAUAUCAAACUGUAUGCCACUGUGAUGAAUCUCGAUUAUGGGUUGAAAGAGGGGGACCAAGUGACCAUCUUCUGCAACAGUACCCCCCCUGCCGACACCUACACCCUCAGUCAUUCCCUGAAAAAUACAUCUGUGAUGUGGAGCCAGGAUGGGAUCUUCACUCUGGCAAACGUGACGAGGCACCACAGUGGCCUCUAUGUCUGCCAGCCCAGCAGUCAGUCGUCUGGCCUACUUUUCAAAAACCACAACAUCACCAUCAAUCUCACAGUCCACUUUAUGGAUGACCUAAGAUGUAACAGCAGGGCAAUCCAGGCUGACACUGGACAGAAUGCUACCCUCUCCUGUGUGUCUGACGCAUCCUCGUCACUGAGGUACACAUGGACCAAGGAUAAUGUGACCGUGUCUAACUUCAGCCUGCUUCAGCUCUCGGGGGUCAGCGAGAACCAAGCAGGGAUUUAUACUGUGACCGCAACCAUGGUUGCCCCCCCCCAACUGCAAAAGCGAGCUGUGGUAACUGUGACCGUGCAUAGCCACGUGGGCCCCACCUGGCAUGAAGCAGACAAAACUUAUGUAACAGAAGAUAAAAGUGACCCCCCCCAGAGCAGCAUCAGCUCCACAAUGCCUGGCUCCACAUUCACCCAAUGGGGGAUGACCCCCAGUCCUAGGACGCCACAAUCUGCUCCGGAGAAUGGAACAACAACAUACUUCACUGGCAACAGCACGACACAGCCAGCCAACGAAACCACGCCGUGGUCGGAUCUCAAUGCCACGCUGACCCUAGGGUUUGGCCUGCUGUCUACUGCAUCACCGACGCUUGAUGGGACCGCCACGAAUCUGGCGACAUCACCCAAAGUUAACGUCACACAUUUGUCAGGGACCAGUAAAAGGACAGGGUUAGCUACCUUGUUCUCCUUCCUUGUCCUGGCAGCUGUCGUGACUGGUUUGUACACACGAUACAGGAUACAGAGACGAUUGGAUUUGCCCCCGCCUUUCAAGCCUCCCCCUCCCCCCGUGAAGUACACCUCAGUGCGGGACCAGAUGACCCUACUUACAGUCAGCCCCAUGAUGGAUAUCAGGAAGAUUUAAAGCGCAAUGUAGUUUAUUAAGAGAAAAUGAAUUAAUUUUUCAAUACAUGUAAACAAAUCUUUACAUUUUUAAUGAAAUCAAGAUGUUUUGUUUUUCAAAACUUUUUGUCAUUUGGUGUGUAAGUGUGCCCUGUGAUGGGUUGGCUCCCCAUCCUGUGGUGUUCACUGCCUUGGCUCCAUAGUUUCUGGGAUAAGCUUUUUCUCUCAUUCGUCUUACAGUCGCGGGCAUAUGACAGUGUCCCAGAAACAACCUGCCAAACCCUGGUGCUGGUGGCUUUGUGGGCCUGUGGGUUUGCAGAGGCAGAGAUGGGCAGUAUUUCAAUUAAAUGUAUUUAAAAUACAUAUUUAAUUACUUUUAAGUAUUUUGUAAUUUUGUAUUUUGCUGAACAGAAAAAAAUUGUAACAAAAUACUUCGAGAGACUGCAUUAUAUGUAUUUAAAAUACUUGGUGUUAUAUGCCAUUUUAUUUAUUUAUUUUCUGUCAUUUUAAGACCCUUAUUCACCAGGCUUACGGACUUUUUAUUACAGCCUAUCACCGUCUUCGGCUGAAUGCAAGUAAAUCACGUGACACGUCCUACUGGGCGCAGUUUGCUCAUUUUGAACUUUGUUUUCCCAUGACCGGUAAUCCAAGGAAAGAAGGUGCUUUGGUGCUCGGUGCAAAUUGCCUUAAUAUAAAGUAUGUAGUAAAAUAUGCUACAAGAUAUUGCUCACUGAAUGUCAUUGUAGGACAGAAAAACAGAGCAAUUAGCAAACCGCAGUGCUGUACUCUAGAACUUGAGUUAAUUUGCUGGCCUGCUAGUGGCAUUCCAGUUCAUUUCAAUACGCAUGUUCCUCUUGUGGUUUGUCAUGUAAGGCUUCAUUGGCUGUAAUACACAGAAAACAGGCUAGCCACUUUUGUUCCUAAGUGCAAAAUAAAUUUUUAUUCAGUAAACGUAGGUGUUUUUAUAGCCAGUCGGUUCUGUAAAACAGAAGCGAAUAGUAACGUUGAAUAUUAUAUGUGUCACUGCCGCGGGUUACUCCUUUUUUUGAGCGUAUUAUCUUAAAAAAUGUAAUCUUUUAUUUGAGUUUGCGCAAGUUUGCCAGCCCACUGUAAAAUAAAGCGGGAAAUUCACACA